Molecule: messenger RNA, 1518 nt
Organism: Lachancea lanzarotensis
Lineage: Eukaryota; Fungi; Ascomycota; Saccharomycetes; Saccharomycetales; Saccharomycetaceae
Gene: APE4
Product: LALA0S01e16270g1_1
Exons: 1
Coding region: 1-1518 (505 amino acids)
Biological process (GO): proteolysis
Cellular component (GO): fungal-type vacuole
Molecular function (GO): metalloaminopeptidase activity; zinc ion binding
Source: RefSeq, a predicted model, not a curated record
AUGCUUCGCUUACAUCUACGGAAACAGCCCUCGAUGACCAGUACAAACGUUGAAUACGCUCGUGAAUUUGUAAAGUUUCUCAAUGCCUCUCCUACGCCUUUCCAUGCUGUGCAAAACAUCAAGGACCAUCUUUCAGAACACGGUUUUGAGCAACUGAAGGAAGAAAAUCCCUGGGAGAACUCCUUACAAACAGGUAAAGGAUACUUCGUCACUAGAAAUGACUCAGCAAUAAUUGCGUUCUAUGUGGGCAGUCAAUACGUAGGUGGUAACCCAUUCGCUAUCGUUGGUGCUCAUACUGAUAGUCCAGUAUUAAAAAUCAAGCCCAUUUCCAAGAAGACUAAUGAAAAAUACGACCUCGUCGGUGUGGAAUGUUAUGGAGGCGGUAUUUGGCACUCGUGGUUUGAUGCCGACCUUUCCAUUGCCGGGAGGGUCGUUUACCGUGAGGAUACUGCGAAUGGGUACCAGUUGAUCUCGAAACUGGUAGAUCUGAAGAAACCUUUGCUUAAAAUUCCAACUCUGGCUAUUCAUCUGGACCGUGACGUUAACCAAAAAUUCGAAUUUGACCGGGAAAAUCAAUUGCUGCCAUUGGCUGGCCUGCAAGCAAAACAAGCCGGCAAGGACGGCGACGAAGAUCAACACUCUUGUUCUCAGGCUCAAGAAGACUCCUUUUUUUCCAUCAAGUCUGUUUUACAAAGACACCACCGUGAUUUGGUGGAUUUGGUGGCCAAAGACUUGCAAAUUCAAAGUGAACAAAUUGAAGACUUCGAGCUUACUCUCUACGAUCACAAACCUUCUUGUCUUGGCGGUCUACACGACGAGUUUGUUUUCUCUGGUAGACUGGACAACUUGACUUCGUGCUUCACAGGGAUGCAUGCGCUUACAGAGGCUGAAGACGACGAUGACAGCAACGACGCCAGUUCCUCUGCCAUCAGAAUGCUGGCGUGCUUUGACCAUGAAGAAAUCGGCUCAUCUUCUGCACAGGGUGCCGAUUCAAAUUUUCUACCUAGCGUUAUGGAGAGACUUGCCACUCCAACAUUAGGCAGCGGGGCUCACGAUGCCUUUUCAGGCGAACGCGAUCUUUUGAAAAUAGCAACAAGAAAGUCCUUCUUUCUGUCGUCUGACGUGGCCCAUGCUGUGCACCCCAACUAUGCGAGCAAAUACGAAGUUAACCACAAACCUAUGAUCGGCGGCGGUCCUGUGAUAAAAAUCAAUGCAAACCAACGCUAUAUGACCAAUACUCCCGGGUUGGUGCUCGUCAAGGCUUUGGCAGACCUUGCCAAAGUGCCUUUACAACUUUUCGUUGUAUCGAAUACGUCUCCCUGUGGAUCUACUAUCGGACCAAUCAUUGCUUCCAAGACAGGUAUACAGACGCUUGAUUUGGGUAAUCCAAUUUUAAGUAUGCAUUCUAUUCGCGAAACUGGGGGUUCCGAUGACCUAGAAUCCCAGAUAUCAUUGUUCCGUAAAUUUUACCAAAAAGGUAACCAAAUCCUCGAGACUGGGCAUGUCAAAACUACAUGA